GUUGAACAAUUAUAACAGUACCAAGUAAGUUUGCUCCAAUUGCAUUUGAUGCAGAAGGCACAACACCGCCAUCAUGCGUCAGGUUCAGUAGAAGGCACGACACCGCCACGCUCUCCUCCACUACAACGCCACCCACCCGGUUGCUCCGAUGAGGACAAGCUGCUUCUGCAGGUGGACGGGCCCUCAAGGCUGCUCUGCCUAUUCCUCCUGCUACCCCCACACGUGCGAACACAAAGUCGUCGAUGCAUUGAGGGCUCAAUGUCGUCUCCGCCGGCUGAGCGGCAAGCCGGGGUUGGGCCUGCACACCGUCUAUCAGCACCCUCCUGCGUCUCCAUUCACGGAUCUGCAUAUCAACCCCUCUUCUCCUCCUAUCCACGCAUCUUCUUUUCCAGAGCUAGGUGUAUGGUUGCAUGGCAAUUUGUGUUUUGGGGCUCACCAUGUUCUGCUUGCCCUGGUUGGCCAAUGAGGCUUUCCUUUUCUGGUAAAGGCCAAAUGUACUAUUCUCUAUGCUGUAUAUUUUUGUAGUUCCUUUGUUUCCAUGCUUGUUUUUUGAUGGGGUGUAAAUAUAUGCUUUUUUGUUCC
Messenger RNA from Triticum dicoccoides, 582 nucleotides. RefSeq lists its product as uncharacterized. The coding region runs from base 49 to 525 and encodes 158 amino acids. NCBI's taxonomy places the organism in Eukaryota, Viridiplantae, Streptophyta, Magnoliopsida, Poales, Poaceae. The transcript is spliced from 3 exons. The record is from RefSeq and is a predicted model, not a curated record.